AUGAUCUCAUACACUUACACUGAGAUCAACCUGAUCUCACUCUCUGAGGGAAACACUACAUUAUUCUCUAAAGUGCAUACACCUCUAUUCUGGCAGGAAUCUGAGAUUUCUGAACCUGCUGCACAUUUUGACAUGAGCUCUUCAACUGCUCUGCCACCGCCGCGGCCUCUACACACCUACAUCUAUUAUGAAGAUAGAGAGAUUAAGGUCAGAGAUUCACUGAGAUAUAAGAAAAACAUCUUGUCUGAAUUUCACAGCUUUAUCUGUAUUCUUGAACAGAAAUUCUGCCUUAACCUGAGCACCUCUGCAACUACUUGA
Molecule: messenger RNA, 318 nt
Organism: Blastomyces dermatitidis ER-3
Lineage: Eukaryota; Fungi; Ascomycota; Eurotiomycetes; Onygenales; Ajellomycetaceae
Exons: 2
Coding region: 1-318 (105 amino acids)
Source: RefSeq, a predicted model, not a curated record